This is a messenger RNA of Carassius auratus (goldfish), 2399 nucleotides long. RefSeq names its product E3 ubiquitin-protein ligase TRIM39-like. Bases 214 to 1878 code for a protein of 554 amino acids. NCBI's taxonomy places the organism in Eukaryota, Metazoa, Chordata, Actinopteri, Cypriniformes, Cyprinidae. Gene Ontology annotation, biological process: protein ubiquitination. The record is from RefSeq and is a predicted model, not a curated record. The transcript has 8 exons. Gene Ontology annotation, molecular function: zinc ion binding; protein binding; ubiquitin-protein transferase activity.
CCGUUUAAAAAAAAAACAUUUUGCACCGUUUUUGUCGGAGCUGAACGCAGCCCUGAACUGAACACGUUUUAUGAAGUUCCUUUCAAGAGAUUACGCUGGUCUCUCAUAUUAAAUGGACAUUUACUGGUUAUUUUAUCAUUAACUAGGGUGUUUAUUGUUUAUAUAUCUCGUGGAUAUAUCUGAUAUUUACAGACUUUGAAGAAGGGAAGAGCAAUGGCAGAAUCGUCACCAACAUCACCAGAAAGAAGAGAAACCAGGAGACAAAGUCUAACUGAUCCAUUCACGUCAUCCUCCAGUGGUCGACUGACUGAGGAGCUCCAGUGCUCUAUAUGUCUGGAUGUGUUCACUGAUCCAGUCAGCACUCCAUGUGGACACAACUUCUGCAAGACCUGUCUGAAUAAGUGCUGGGACAACAGCCAGACCUGCAGCUGUCCUUACUGUAAAGAAACAUUCAGCCAAAGACCUGAUCUCAAGAUUAAUACCACACUCAGAGAGGUUAUAGAUCACUAUAAGAAGAAAACGCCUAAUACAAACGCUGAAGUUUUGUGUGACAUCUGUGAGGAAAGAAAGCGGAAAGCCCUAAAGUCAUGUGUGGUGUGUCAGAGCUCUUACUGUGAAACUCAUCUGGAGCGUCAUUUGAGAGUGGCAGGUUUAAAGAAACACAAACUAAUUGAUCCUGUGAGUAAUUUAGAAGACACUAUAUGUCAGACACACGAGAGACCUCUGGAGCUGUUCUGUAGAGAUGAUCAGACAUGUUUGUGUACGAUGUGUGCUCUGUCAGAUCACAAGAACCACAACACUGUUCCUCUAGAAGAGGAGAGUGAAGAGAAGAAGACUCAACUGAUGAAGACACAGAAAGACAUGCACCAGAUGAUCCAAGAGAGAAUUGAGAAGAUUCAAGACAUCAGACACUCAGCAGAAUUUAGAAAGAGAAACACAGAGAUGGAGAAAGCAGCCCGUGUUGAGUUCUUCUCUGAUCUGAUCCGCUCCAUUGAGAGAUGUCAGACUGAACAGCUGGAGAUGAUGGAGGAGCAGCAUAAAGCAGCAGAGAAACAGGAGAAAGAACUCAUCUCUGAGCUGGAGCUGAAGAUCUCUGAGCUAAAGAUGAGAAACACUGAACUGGAGCAGCUCUCACACACUGAAGAUGCCCUCCACCUUCUACGGAUGUUCUCAUCUCUCUGCAUCCCUACAAACACCAGGAACUGGCCUGAGAUCAGCAUGAAGACUGAUGUGAGUCUGGAGACUCUGAGGAGAGCUCUGACUCAACUGCAGUACACUCUAGAUGAGAAACUCACUAAAACUGAGCUGAAGAGGAUGCAGCAGUAUGCAGUGGAUGUGACUCUGGAUCCUGAUACAGCUCAUCCAGAACUCAUCCUGUCUGAUGAUAGACAACAAGUGAGAUUUGGAGAUGUUAGUCAGGACGUCCCAAACAAUCCAGAAAGAUUUGAUUCAUGUGUCUGUGUCCUGGGAAAGGAGGGAUUCUCCUCAGGGAGAUUUUAUUUUGAGGUGCAGGUGAAGGAAAUUACUGAAUGGGAUUUAGGAGUGGCUAGAGAAUCCAUUAACAGGAAGGGAGAGAUCACACUGAGUCCCAGUGAUGGAUACUGGACUGUGGUUCUGAGGAAUGAGGAUGAAUAUAAAGCCUUAGAUAAUCCCUCUGUCUCUCUGUCUCUGAGAGUGAAGCCGCAGCGGGUUGGUGUGUUUGUGGAUUAUGAGGAUGGUCUGGUCUCCUUUUAUGAUGUGGAGUCCAGCUCUCAUAUCUACUCUUUCACUGGUCAGUCUUUCACUGACAAACUCUAUCCAUUUCUUGGCCCAACAUUAAACAAUGAAGGUGAAAACUCAGCACCACUGAUCAUCACACCUGUCAAUUACUAUAAAUAAAUUUACAAUACUAAAAUUAAAUACUAGAUGAAAAUAAUGCUUUAAAUAUUUUGGUGUUUCUACGCAAAGUAUGUGAAUAUAUUGUUAUCAAGUAUGCAAAAAUUUUAAAUGUAAAUAAUUUGCAUAAGUAAAUGAAUGCUAACAGCAGUCAUUGAGGAGGAAUGGGGUGCUCUACUGGAGAUUUCUGGAAAUGACUGCUUCUUGUCUAUGCUUGUAUUAUUGCCAGACUAAAAUGUAGAGAGAAUUGCGAUUGAUUCUUAAAUUUAAGUUUAUGAAUCAGGUACUUUAAAGUAUAGUUUAACUUUGCUUUGUUAUGUCAUGUCACUUCAAUGACUUGCAUAUAUGAAAUAAAUGAAAUCCACUGGAGUGGCCAGAGAAUAUCAGAGAAGAUGGAGAGAGGCAAAUGUUCCUAAAAAAAAUGUAAUUGAAUCAAAGUGACACUAUGUUGAUUCUACAUCCCUGCUAUGGAAUUAAAUGGCUGUUUGUUUACCCACAUUCUAAUAAAACUGUGAAACUGGAAA